GGAGCCGGUGAGGUCUCUAGGGCCGAACGCGAUUCCGAGCCAGUGCGGAGGGAGCGCACGGAGGAGAGCCCGGGACCCACGGCAGCCAAGAAGAGAGCGGGACAGCGUGCGCGCGCCGAGGGCAAGGCCAAGGCCAUGUCCGGCAACAGCCUCUCGUACAAUGAUCAGCUCGCCGGCGGCGAGGCGCCUGAGCUGGGCCAGGAAGCCACCCCAGCCACGUCCCCCGCGGGCGCCUUCGGCCUCUUCAGCAGCGACUUGAAAAAAAAUGAAGAUCUAAAGCAAAUGCUGGAAAGCAACAAAGAUUCUGCCAAACUGGAUGCUAUGAAACGAAUAGUUGGGAUGAUUGCAAAGGGGAAAAAUGCCUCUGAACUCUUUCCUGCUGUUGUGAAGAAUGUGGCCAGUAAGAAUAUUGAGAUCAAAAAGCUGGUCUACGUUUACCUAGUUCGAUAUGCAGAGGAACAACAGGACCUGGCUCUCUUGUCCAUCAGUACUUUUCAACGUGCUUUAAAAGAUCCUAAUCAACUAAUUCGUGCAAGUGCAUUGAGAGUCCUUUCCAGUAUCCGGGUUCCAAUUAUUGUUCCCAUCAUGAUGCUUGCUAUUAAAGAAGCUUCUGCUGACUUAUCACCAUAUGUUAGAAAGAAUGCUGCCCAUGCUAUACAAAAAUUAUAUAGCCUUGAUCCUGAGCAAAAAGAAAUGUUAAUUGAAGUAAUUGAAAAACUUCUAAAAGACAAAAGCACACUGGUAGCUGGGAGUGUUGUGAUGGCUUUUGAAGAAGUAUGCCCGGAUAGAAUAGAUCUGAUUCACAGAAACUACCGCAAGCUGUGUAAUUUGCUAGUUGAUGUUGAAGAGUGGGGACAAGUUGUCAUAAUCCACAUGCUAACUCGAUAUGCACGUACACAGUUUGUGAGUCCUUGGAAAGAGGAUGACUACCUAGAAGAGAGCAGUGAAAAGAAUUUCUAUGAAUCAGAUGAUGAACAAAAAGAAAAGAUUGACAAAAUUAAGAAAUCAUAUACUAUGGAUCCAGACCAUCGACUUCUUAUUAGAAAUACAAAACCUUUGCUACAAAGUAGGAAUGGUGCGGUGGUGAUGGCAGUUGCUCAGCUGUAUUGGCACUUAUCACCAAAAUCUGAAGCUGGUAUUAUUUCAAAAUCAUUAGUACGUUUACUUCGUAGUAAUAGGGAGGUGCAGUACAUUGUUCUACAAAAUAUAGCAACAAUGUCAAUUCAGAGAAAGGGCAUGUUUGAACCUUAUCUGAAGAGUUUUUAUGUUAGGUCAACUGAUCCAACAAUGAUCAAGACACUAAAGCUUGAAAUAUUGACAAAUUUGGCAAAUGAAGCAAACAUAUCUACGCUCCUUCGAGAAUUUCAGACCUAUGUGAAAAGUCAAGAUAAGCAGUUUGCUGCAGCUACUAUCCAGGCUAUAGGCAGAUGUGCAACCAACAUCUCAGAAGUAACUGAUACAUGCCUUAAUGGUCUGGUUUGUUUGCUGUCCAACAGGGAUGAAAUAGUAGUUGCAGAAAGUGUGGUCGUCAUUAAGAAAUUACUACAAAUGCAGCCAGCACAGCAUGGUGAGAUUAUCAAGCAUAUGGCCAAGCUCUUGGACAGUAUUACUGUUCCUGUGGCUAGAGCAAGUAUUCUUUGGCUAAUAGGAGAGAAUUGUGAACGUGUUCCUAAAAUUGCUCCUGAUGUUUUGAGAAAGAUGGCUAAAAGCUUCACUGGUGAAGAUGAUCUUGUAAAACUACAGAUUUUAAAUCUAGGAGCCAAACUGUAUUUAACCAACUCAAAGCAGACAAAAUUGCUUACCCAGUACAUAUUAAACCUCGGCAAGUAUGAUCAAAACUACGACAUCAGAGACCGUACAAGAUUUAUUAGGCAGCUUAUUGUUCCGAAUGAGAAGAGUGGAGCCUUAAGCAAAUAUGCAAAAAAAAUAUUUUUGGCACAAAAGCCUGCCCCCUUGCUUGAAUCUCCUUUCAAAGACAGGGAUCAUUUCCAGCUUGGGACCUUAUCCCAUACUCUGAACAUUAAAGCCUCUGGGUACCUGGAGUUAUCUAAUUGGCCAGAGGUGGCGCCAGACCCAUCAGUUCGAAAUGUAGAGGUGAUUGAGUCGGCAAAGGAAUGGACAUCAGUAUCUGGAAAAGCAAAGAAAAUUAAACCUGAUGAAGAGUUUUAUUCAGAAUCUGAAGAGGAUGCUUCUGAUGAUAGCAGCGACAGUGAUAGUGAGACUGGAAGUGAAAGUGAUGAUGAAGAAAAUGAAGAAGCCAGUAGUGAUGAGAGUAGUGAAUACUCUUCUGAUGAGAGUGACAGUGAAUCAGAAUUAGACAACAAAAAUCAAUUAGCCAAGUGCAAAUCUAAAACAACAGAAGAAAGUGAUUCUGAGGCUGAUGAGAAGACAAACUCCAAACUGAAAUCAUCUGAUGCUUCUGAUUCUGAAUCUAGUUCAAUAGAGGAAAGUUCUUCAGACUCUGAAUCAGACACAGAAAGUGACUAUGAAUCCAAAAGAAUGAGUCAGAAAGAAGAGAAGAAAACUUGCCCAGAAAGAAUACCUAAUAAAAAAGAUGUUUCUCUUCUAGACCUAGAUGAUUUUAACCAAGUAUCCACACAAGUAGCAGUUCUCACGCCAGCUAUUUCUCCAGGCUUAAUAGCUGACCUGGAGGGUUUAAACUUGUCAGCUUCUUCCUCUGUCAUCAAUGUCAGUACUCCAAUAUUUGUGCCAAUGAAGACUCAUGAGCUGCUUCAUCGAAUGAGUGGCAAAGGAUUAGCUGCCAGUUAUCACUUUCCAAGACAGCCUUGCAUUUUUGGUGAUAAAAUGGUCUCGGUACAAGUGACAUUAAAUAAUACCACUGAUCAGAAGAUUGAGAAUAUCCACCUCUCUGAUCAAAAGCUGCCUUCAGGCAUGCGGAUGCAUAUGUUUAGCCCAAUAGAAUCUCUUGAGCCUGGGGGAUCCAUUACUGUUGCAAUGGGUAUUGACUUUUGUGAUUCCACUCAGACUGCCUUUUUCCAGUUGUGUACAAAGGAUGAUUGCUUCAAUGUUAAUAUCCAGCCACCUGUUGGAGAGCUUCUUUUACCUGUGGCCAUGUCAGAAAAAGAUUUUAGGAGAGAGCAAGGAUUGCUGACAGGAAUGAAUGAAACAUCGGCUACAAUCAUUGCUUCGCCACAGAAUCCUACACCCCCUAUGAUACUUGAGAGGAUUGUAAAUGUUGCCAACCUAGGUAUAGUCCCUUCUGGACAGGAUAACAUACAUAGAUUUGCAGCUAAAACUGUGCACAGUGGGUCACUGAUGCUAGUCACAGUGGAGCUGAAGGAAGGCUCUACAGCACAGCUCAUCAUAAACACUGAGAAAACUGUGAUUGGUUCUAUACUGCUGCGGGAGCUGAAGCCCGUCCUGUCCCAGGGGUAACCUGCUUACAUCUGGACCUCAGAAUCUGGCACACAACAAAAGUGCCUGGCAUCCACUACUGCUGCCUUUCAUUUAUAAUAAUAGCCCUUCCAUCUGGCAUUGGGGGAAGAAUACACUCUUGACAUUCUUGUCUCCUGCUUUAGAAUGCUAGUGUGGAUCUAUCAUGUGUGCAGUACUUGCCCCCCCCCUUUUUUUAUUCGGUUUGCUAACCAAAGAACAUAUAUUUUACUGUCAGUUAUCUAAACUCUUGAAUCUCCAUGUGCCAUAUAUUCUCCCCUGACACUUCUCCCCUUUUUCCUUGACUUUUUCUAGUUCUGCUGGAUAAAUGUUGAGUUAAUUAACGUUCAUUUGAAAUCAGCUUGCCUUUUACCAAUGAGCAAAAAAUUUAAGAGUGAGAAUCUAGCUGAUCUCCCAGCUAGGCAUAAGAUAGCAAAGAUGUCUGGAAUUAAGUGAGAGAACAAUGUGGAAUAUUGCAAAAUACCAUUGUUCAGCGACUCUCCAUGUGUUGUAAUCAUUUUCUGACAACUGCUGUCAUCAGAUUUUCUGAAUGAUAAAGAAUAAAUAAAAUAG
Gracilinanus agilis (Agile Gracile Mouse Opossum) is the source of this 3966-nucleotide messenger RNA. RefSeq names its product adaptor related protein complex 3 subunit beta 1 (gene AP3B1). The coding region runs from base 136 to 3396 and encodes 1086 amino acids. The record is from RefSeq and is a predicted model, not a curated record. Gene Ontology annotation, cellular component: membrane coat; clathrin adaptor complex; AP-3 adaptor complex. NCBI's taxonomy places the organism in Eukaryota, Metazoa, Chordata, Mammalia, Didelphimorphia, Didelphidae. The transcript is spliced from 27 exons. Gene Ontology annotation, biological process: anterograde synaptic vesicle transport; intracellular protein transport; vesicle-mediated transport.